AGCCCCUCUCUUACCCCCGAGCCUCCACGCCCAGAUAUAACAUUUGCUGCAUUCUCUCAUAGCCUUCUGAUUCUGUCGCACUCUCGCAUUUUCUCUCCGUUUCUUGGCAUUUCCUUUACUUUUUUUCUUGAGAAAUGGAUGAGGAUUUUGACAUUCCAGCUGCGGAAGAGAUGAACGACGACAUGGAUCUUCCCGAUGAGAGCCCCAUCCUCAAGGUCGGGGAGGAGAAGGAGAUCGGGAAGCAGGGAUUGAAGAAGAAGCUUGUCAAGGAGGGUGAAGGCUGGGACACCCCUGAAAAUGGCGAUGAAGUUGAAGUUCAUUACACUGGGACUUUGCUUGAUGGAACUCAGUUCGAUUCCAGCCGUGAUAGGGGGACUCCGUUCAAGUUCACCCUUGGCCAAGGGCAAGUGAUCAAGGGAUGGGACCAAGGAAUCAAGACCAUGAAGAAGGGUGAAAAUGCCAUCUUCACUAUUCCUCCUGAAUUGGCCUAUGGUGAAUCUGGGUCUUCAACAACCAUUCCUCCCAAUGCCACUCUCCAAUUCGAUGUUGAACUGCUAUCUUGGACUAGUGUCAAGGAUAUCUGCAAGGAUGGUGGGAUUUUCAAGAAGAUUGUCACUGAAGGAGACAAAUGGGAGAACCCCAAGGACCUUGAUGAAGUGUUUGUUAAGUAUGAGGCUCGGCUAGAGGAUGGCACCUUGGUUGCAAAAUCUGAUGGUGUUGAGUUCACUGUCAAAGAGGAUUAUUUCUGUCCUGCCCUGGCCAAGGCUGUGAAGACAAUGAAGAAAGGAGAAAAGGUUAUUUUGACAGUGAAGCCACAAUAUGGAUUUGGGGAGAAAGGCAAACCAGCCUCUGGUGAGGAGGGUGCAGUUCCACCAAAUGCAACACUUGAAAUAACUCUUGAGUUGGUAUCAUGGAAGACUGUGACAGAGGUAACUGAUGACAAAAAGGUCAUCAAGAAAAUUUUAAAGGAAGGAGAGGGAUACGAACGUCCAAAUGAAGGAGCUGUUGUCAAAUUAAAAUUGAUUGGAAAAUUGCAAGAUGGAACAGUGUUUCUGAAGAAGGGUCAUGGUGAAGGAGAGGAUCUCUUCGAGUUUAAGACUGAUGAUGAGCAAGUUAUCGAUGGGCUUGAUAGAGCUGUAAUGACAAUGAAGAAGGGUGAGGUAGCCCUUCUCACUAUUCAUUCAGAUUAUGCAUUUGGCUCAUCUGAGUCAUCGCAAGAAUUGGCUGUGGUCCCUCCCAACUCAACAGUCUACUAUGAAGUGGAGCUUGAGUCCUUCGUUAAGGACAAGGAAUCUUGGGAUAUGAACACUGAAGAGAAGAUUGAGGCUGCUAGCAAGAAGAAGGAAGAAGGCAAUGUGCUAUUCAAGGCUGGUAAAUAUGCAAGAGCCUCAAAGAGAUAUGAGAAGGCUGCAAAGUACAUUGAGUAUGAUUCCUCUUUUGGUGAAGAAGAGAAGAAGCAGGCCAAAACUCUCAAGGUUACUUGCAACCUCAAUAAUGCGGCAUGCAAGCUGAAAUUGAAAGACUACAAGGAGGCUGAGAAGCUGUGCACUAAGGUUCUAGACAUUCAAAGUAAGAAUGUGAAGGCACUUUACAGGAGGGCUCAAGCAUAUAUUCAUCUGGCAGAUCUUGAUUUGGCCGAGUUUGAUAUUAAGAAAGCUCUUGAAAUUGACCCUGAUAACAGGGAUGUAAAGCUGGAGUAUAGAACUUUAAAGGAAAAAAUGAAGGAGUACAAUAAGAAAGAGGCCAAAUUCUAUGGCAACAUGUUUGCAAGGAUGAACAAGUUAGAGGCACUCGAGACCAAUAAAGCAACUAAGGAGGCAGAACCAAUGAGCAUAGACAGCAAGGCAUAAGUGGAGUUUAAAAUGAACUUCAGUUGUGUGAUGAUGAUACAGAAUGAAGGCUCAAUAUUUCUGUCUUUCUUCUGCUUUUUUCUUUUUCUUGGUUUUGGAACCACUUGGGGGUCUGUGGCAUUGAGAGUUUAUAAUGGAUUGUUGACAUAAUUUGUUAUUUGCUAAAACUACCAUUAACAAAUUAUAACUGCCAAGGAAAGUAGUGUUUCAACUUGUCACAUAUUCUGAAUGUUGAAAUGCCUUGAGAAGUCUGUUUAAGAUCUUAAUACUAUCUGUUGUUUCAAAAA
This is a messenger RNA of Vitis riparia (riverbank grape), 2137 nucleotides long. RefSeq names its product peptidyl-prolyl cis-trans isomerase FKBP62-like. The transcript has 13 exons. The coding region runs from base 135 to 1850 and encodes 571 amino acids. NCBI's taxonomy places the organism in Eukaryota, Viridiplantae, Streptophyta, Magnoliopsida, Vitales, Vitaceae. The record is from RefSeq and is a predicted model, not a curated record. Gene Ontology annotation, molecular function: protein binding; peptidyl-prolyl cis-trans isomerase activity.